Rhodamnia argentea is the source of this 1080-nucleotide messenger RNA. RefSeq names its product expansin-A11-like. The record is from RefSeq and is a predicted model, not a curated record. Lineage: Eukaryota; Viridiplantae; Streptophyta; Magnoliopsida; Myrtales; Myrtaceae. Gene Ontology annotation, biological process: plant-type cell wall organization. Gene Ontology annotation, cellular component: extracellular region. Bases 42 to 809 code for a protein of 255 amino acids. The transcript is spliced from 4 exons.
CUCUCUCUCUCUCUCUCUCUCUCUCUCUCUCUCUCUUUCGGAUGGAGAUGUCCAGUUUUGCUCCUCUCAUCGUGCUUGUGUCCUUUCAUUUUGCUGUGACUGCCAAUGCCUUCACAGCUUCAGGAUGGAGUAAAGCUCAUGCCACCUUCUACGGUGGAAGCGACGCCUCCGGAACCAUGGGAGGAGCUUGUGGCUAUGGGAACUUGUACUCGACCGGGUACGGCACCCGAACUGCUGCAUUGAGCACCGCAUUGUUCAACGACGGGGCUUCAUGUGGGCAGUGCUACAGGAUCAUCUGUGACUACACAACCGACUCCAGGUGGUGCAUUAAAGGACCUUCCAUCACGGUCACCGCCACCAAUUUCUGCCCUCCGAACUACGCUCUCGCGAAUGACGAUGGUGGGUGGUGCAACCCACCCCUCCAGCAUUUCGACAUGGCUCAGCCCGCUUGGGAAAAGAUCGGUAUCUACAAAGGAGGAAUCAUACCCGUCCUUUACCAAAGGGUCCCUUGCAAGAAACAUGGUGGAGUGAGGUUCACCAUCAACGGGAGAGACUACUUUGAGCUGGUCCUCAUAACCAAUGUGGCCGAAGCCGGGUCGAUCAAGUCCGUGUCGAUCAAAGGCUCGAACACGGGAUGGACAGCCAUGUCAAGGAACUGGGGGGCUAAUUGGCAAUCGAAUUCAUACCUCAACGGCCAAUCUCUGUCCUUUCAGGUCACAACCACCGAUGGAGUGACUAAGAUUUUCACAAACAUUGCGCCACCAAGUUGGACAUUCGGCCAAACCUUCUCUAGCUCGGUUCAAUUCUAGUUUAACUCAAGAGCGGCUUUGGAGUUCACGGUGAUCGAUUGGACCGGCCGAGGCAUGCUUUAUUUAUUUUCACAAAGAGCAGCCCGCCACAUUUUUAGUUUCUAAUUACAAGACGAGGAAGCAAAAUUUGAUCCGCGAACUCAAGGCUCAAGGAAAUUUCAGUAAUUCUUGAGCCAAAGUAUAGAGCAAAAUGGUUUUGACAUUUAACAUACUCUGUGAUCAUCACAAUUUGUGAAGGUUUGAGGUUUGAUCAAUGUAAUUUGUUGCUGCA